Messenger RNA from Megachile rotundata (alfalfa leafcutting bee), 2830 nucleotides. RefSeq lists its product as uncharacterized. Gene Ontology annotation, biological process: calcium-ion regulated exocytosis. Gene Ontology annotation, molecular function: calcium ion binding; clathrin binding; calcium-dependent phospholipid binding. The record is from RefSeq and is a predicted model, not a curated record. Gene Ontology annotation, cellular component: plasma membrane; exocytic vesicle. NCBI's taxonomy places the organism in Eukaryota, Metazoa, Arthropoda, Insecta, Hymenoptera, Megachilidae.
UAGACAGCGAGCCGCAUACCACGGCAGCGCGUCGUCCGAAGUGCAGGUGACAGUUAAACGCAUAAUUGUUUUCGAUUCGGAGCACACGCGUGCACGUUUCUGGUCAGCUCCUCUGCAGUCGGUGACGUCGUUGUUAAAUCGCGUCAAGAUGUGCAACAAGUUCGGCAUCGAGUUAGGACCGCAUGGCGUGGCGCGCACACAGUGAAAGAAGGCCCAGCUACCUGUUUACGUUUAGGCUGUGUGGUCAUGGAGACGGUCUGACGCUUCGUCGAAGAAACUCUCAACGACGUACACCCGUGAAGGUUUAUCAGGCGUGUUCGGUUUUAACAGACGACGCAACAGGCCUGAUCAUCGCGAUUAUGUGAAGAUCGAUAAACCGAUUCGUAGAAUUCACCAGAUGAGGAUAAUUUCGAGAGCAUGGCGUUGGCGAGGAUCAAAAGUUUCAUCGACACCGGUCUGAAGACGGUGUCCACUCCUCUGGAUCGCACGGUGAAUCUGGAACCGGAAAUUGGUAUUAGGAUCGUUCAUUCGAUCAACGAGAAGGCGCUGUACGUGACGGUGCUCGGUGCUCGACAUUUGCCACAGAAUUUCGGCUUCACUCGCGUCAACAGUUAUGUUGUCAAGGUGAAGCUGAUACCAGGAAAGGAGAAGUUCGAGACGACGUCGAAGAACGAGUCUUGGCCGCAAUGGAACGAGGAAUUCACGUUCCUUCUGCGUAAGGAGACUAAACAGAAAUUUGGGAAGACGAAAGUGAUUGAAGAGGAGAUCAACGGGUCCAGAUUUAUCGUGGCGACCCUGUACGCGAUCCUCGAGGACAAGCCCUUGAUAGCGACCGAUAAGAAAGAGGCGGAUAAGGACAAGACCUCGUCUCCCGUCAAGGAAUCUCCAAAGAAGGCCGGUAAGAAGAAAGAUGGCCAAGCUGCCUCUUCGGAGAACCAGGAGCCGACGAAGAACAAAUUGUUCAGCCAGAUAUUCGGCAAAACGUCCGAGAAGAACACGGAAACCACCCCGGUGGAGAGAAGAAUGUACGACAAAAGACGCACCGUUGGUGCAACGACGAUUUCUCUGGAUCCAAAAAAUUUUACUAAUAAACCAGUGAAACCUAAACACGCGAGUGACGUGUCUACCGGAGACAUGUGGAGACCACUGCGACCUAUCACAAGUGGCAUUUCCGGAGCUGAAGAGAGGAGGGAGAACAAGAAGGGUCAAGUCGAGUUGUCACUGUGCCAAGAGAAGAGCGACAAGAGGGAAGAAGGCAGCGAGCGACUGAUACUAUCUCUGCAUCGUCUGAGAUGCUCGUUGCAGACGAUGCACGAGCACGAGGCCCUCAGAGGGCAAAUGUACAUAAAGAUAUCCGUUGUCGAUAACGGAAGAGUCACCCAUUUCUGGAAGAGUGACCGUUUCGCGCCAUGUGUGUCCAUGAAAUUUGCACCGGACAUGGCGAGAGUGAUGGCGGAUAAUCCUUAUCAAGGAGCUCUGAAAAACGUCAGCUUCGUUAUUAAAUUUGUCUCGAAAAACAAAAUGGGCAAGAAAACCACUGUUGGCCACUUGGCGAUCGGACCCGACGUAGGAGGACCUUAUGGCGAACAGUGGAAACAGGCUUUGGCGAAACCAGGACAGCAGAUAAUGAAAUGGCAGGCAUUCGAAUGAGAAGAGUAACGCGUGUUUGUUUAACAAGGUAGAAACCGGAGUGACACCCACCAAGAUAUCGCCCUUCACACGCAACGUAAGGGACAUAGGGUGUGGGAAACUAAUUUUUAAAUUUCCCAUUGACAUAUUUCUAAAUCCGUCACUUUUCCAGACUUUUAAAUUUUCACUUUUCGUAAAACCACUCGAUACUUGGUGUAGGAUGUUCGCUCUCUUAUCGAAAAAGUUCUAAUCAUGUCAAUGGUAACGAUUGACUAAUAUACCUCUCGAUUUCUACUGUUUUUCCUCGCGCGUAAACCUACUUUCGAUUCUUGCGAAUCUUAUAAAUAUUUUAAGCACGGAUCGAUAAUACGUGCUGUUCCAAAGAACCCUUGGACGGCAAAGUCAAUAUAUUUCUCGCAAGAUUGAUUUUUUGCUCAGUUUUUCCUUUCCUUUUUUGUUAACCAAUUUGUACAAAGGUACACGUUUCUUUUUUGUAUAUAUUAAUCAUUCAUGCAGUUAAACCGUCCUCGAUUCCGAGACAAACGAUAGAAACUGAGUGUCUGUCAGGGAUCGGAAUAACGGAACCGUCCAAUAAAUUAAGUGCCUGUCAACGUACUGUACGCUCGGGUGCAAUGUGGGUUUCCUUUGAAAACGGAUUAGCCUUCCUAUUGUUGCACUUUAGGGAUCAACUGUGCGAACUUUAGAAUUUUAGAAAAUGAUCCGAAAACUUUAAGUAUUAAAUUCGAAGAUUUCCGAAUUUCAAAAACCAACGAGAGGUCUCCUACGUCGCCAUUUUGAAGGAGCCUACUAUGCUCUCCUUUGUACAUGGACUGUGAAAAAGUUUUUUAGUUGCUAACGAAUCAGUCAUGUGAAUCGUUUCGAAAUGAAGAGACUCACUUUUUGUGCCAGAAAAAAAUCGCAAUUUUUAGCGUUAAAAUAAGCUACGAUGUACAUUUGAUUUUAUAUUAUUUUAAGCGAAGAUUACAUCGUUCAGAUAAGACCAGCGAGAAAGUAUUUUCUGUGUACGUAGGAUCAAAUAGCGUGUUAUAUUACAUAUCGAUGUUUAUUUGCACUGAUAACGAUAAACUCGUUGCUCAUCGUUUCGACUGCAAUUUUAUCGAGUUCUUUUUAAACAAUAUUAAGCGCAUUAACAUUAGAAGAAAAAAAUAUUGUAACAUUUUUACCGUUUGCUACAUGUAUA